UCUACGUCCCGUCUCCGGGUCCAAUCCGACCCCAUCCCAGAGCCUAACCUCACCCCGCGGGGAAGGAAACUAGGACUUGUUCUCCGAGGCUGGAUGAAGAAGGAGUCAACAUUUCUCUCGCUGCCUGAAGUACCUCUGGCACCGGGAGCCGGAGUGCCGGCCACUUCCGCCCCUGGCGUCCGGAAGCGGAAGUGCGCGGCUGCGGCGUCGGGUGCCGUGGGCCGCGCAGUGCGCUGCGGUGGGAGUGUCUCCGGCCGAUCUGCAGGGAGGACGCCUCAUGAGACCUUAAAUCCUGGCUCUGGUGUUAUGGAGUCCGUCACCCUUGAGGAUGCGGCGCUGCCGCUCAGCCAGCAGUGGGCGUUGCUGGCCGGCGCGCGGAGGAACCUGUGUCGAUUCGUGAUCCUGGACGAGUGCCGGACUCUGGCCCCCAGGGACUGGGACCCUCCACUUAAACCCAGAGCGCCUCGUCCUGUGCAGGACACUGUGGCGGGAAAGUCGUCCCCGGGUUUGCAAAUGGGGCCGCGGCUGGACCUGGGGAUGCACAUCACGCCCACAGUUGGAGACAGAGAGACACCUUCGAUUCCGGAGGACAGGCCAGCUCUCCGGGUGUCGCCUUGGUCUCCUGGAUGUACAGCGCUGAAGGAGGCUGUGCACAUUCAGAGGGUUGGCAUGCCGGUGCCUGCGCUGAGUCUCCCUGAGCUGAGGAUGGCCAUAGGUUCUGCUCUGCUUGCCGGGGACCCUGGCUGGGUGCAGAAGGGGCGCACGGAGGAGGAGUCUGUGGUUCCUGGGAUACCGGGCCGCUGUCCACAGGAACCAGUCACCUUCGAGGAUGUGACUGUGUUGUUCACCCCAGAAGAAUGGAUGUUUCUAGACUCCGCCCAGAGAAGCCUGUACAGAGAUGUGAUGCUGGAGAACUAUAGGAACCUGGCCUCCGUGGGCGGUCAGCUAGGCACACCCAGCUGGCUUUCCCAUUGGGAGCAAGGAGAAGGGCGGCGGCCCACGGAGAGAAGAGUCUUCCCGGAAAACUGUCCAGAACCGCAGCCUCCACCCCAAGAUUCAAUUCCUAACCAAGAGAUUUUUGGAGGGAUUCCAUCUGUUGGCAUGAAAAGGGAGCAGCCUCACACGGCACCAACACUCUAUAAAUGCGGCGCACCCGGAAGACCCCUUGCCGGCCUCGGACCCCUUUUCCAGUACCAGGGGCCUCCCGCCGGAGGCGACCCCCGUGCUUGCCAAGAGGGCGCCAAGCCCUUCUUCCAGCCCGCCCGCCUCACGGUGCCCGCGAAAGCCCGCCGUGGGGACAAAGCCUUCGCGUGUGGCCAGUGUGAGAAGGCCUUCAGGUACAGCUCGGACCUGGUCCGGCACGAGCGGACUCACAGCGCCGAGAAGGGCUUCGCAUGCCCGGAGUGUCGCCGCGCCUUCAAGUACUCCUCGAACCUGCGGCGCCACCUGAGGACGCACACGGGCGAGAAGCCCUUCGCGUGCGCCCAGUGCGGGAAGACCUUCACGAGGAACUUCAACCUGAUCCUGCACCAGAGAAACCACUCGGGCGAGAAGCCCUACGAGUGCCGGGACUGCGGGAAGGCGUUCACGCAGCCGUCGUCUCUGCGCAGCCACGCGAGGACGCACAGCGGGGAGAGGCCCUUCGGCUGCGCGCAGUGCGGCAAAGCCUUCCGGGAGCACUCGUCGCUGAAGACGCACCUGCGGACGCACACGCGGGAGAAGCCGUACGAGUGUCAGCAGUGCGGGAAGCCCUUCCGCACGAGCACGCACCUGAGCGUGCACCGGAGGACGCACACCGGCGAGAAGCUUUACGCGUGCGCCACGUGCGGCCAGGUGCUGAGCCGCCUGUCGACGCUCAAGAGCCACAUGCGGACGCACACCGGCGAGAAGCCGUACGCGUGCCGGGAGUGCGGGCGCGCCUUCCGCGAGCCCUCCUCCCUCAGGAAGCACGCCCGGACGCACACGGGCGAGAAGCCGCACGCGUGCCGGGAGUGCGGGCGCGCCUUCGGGCAGUCCUCGCACCUCGUCGUGCACGUGAGGACGCACGCGGCAGGGAGGCCCUACGCGUGCAGCCAGUGUGACAAGGCCUUCAGGCACAGCUCCUCGCUCAGCGUGCACAGGAGGGUUCACCUGCCGCUGCCGGUGUCCCCGCCGCGCGCCGGGCCCCUUGCUGAUUAACGCUCGACUUGUAGUUUUAUUUAUUUUAUUUUAUUGUUUAAUUAUUAGAGAGAGUGCACGUGUGAGAGCGGGGGAGGGGCAGAGGGAGGGCGAGAGUCCCAAGCAGGCUCCACGCUCGGGUGCGGGACUCGGCCCCACACCCCUGGGGUCGUGCCUUGAGCCGAAACCGAGAGUCGGACGCCCAGCCGACCGGGCCAGCCGGGCGCCCUCCGAGGUUCCUGCGACUGUAAACGUUCCAGGCUAAAACGGUCUCUCGUGGUACUUGUCUGGGUCACGUCACACGUUUCGAUGGAUAAUAUUUUCCUUUUGGUUGAAAUCUAAGUAUUGUCUUCGUUUCUGUUAUCACUGAUUCUUUGGCCCGUGAGGUAUCUGUAAUUAGAUUUUAAAAUCCCGGGACCUGGGUAUAUUUUUCCAGAGGUCUGAUUACUCAGAGCGAAACGCAUAAACCUUAGGUGUACGGCUGGAGGACUCAGACGCGCCCGUACGUGUGUGUAACCAACACGCCUUUCAAGGUACACAACAUUUCUGUCGUUCUGGAAAGUUCCUGCAUGUGUAUGGGUGUGGGUUUUGUUUGUUUUUUAGUUGCCCUUUUGUUGUCUGUUUUUAAUUUACUGACACUGUGAGCAGAAAACGUGGUCUUUCUAUUAUUGAACAUUAGGCACCUGUUGUGUUCUCAAUCUGGCACAUCCUGCUAGUCGCCUGUCGAAUCCGCCCCUGUGUGCAAACAGACCCGAUGCCCCGGGCUCGCGGAGCCGCCCGACGGCCACGGUAGAGGCUGCAGGCAGAGGAGAGCCGCGAAAUCACAGCCGCUCCCCCGCUGGUAUCUGUGUGCGGCUGCCCUGCACUCCGUGUUUCUGAAUGUCCUGUUUUGCGGGAAAGAUGCACUUCUUAGUGGCACAGGACAUUGCUAUUUUGGGGAGGGGGCCGGGGCGGGAAGGGAUGCGUUUAUUACGGCUGAGCGUGUGCUCAGUGUUCAUAAAUGCUUCCUGUGUCGUUGAAACCAAUAUAUUGUAUUCUGCAUGUGUCCCCUAGAUAGAGCAUAUUAUCCGGGUUUCAAAAUCUACACGUUUAUAGGUUUUGGUCUCUGUCUUCGUCUGUUCGGGCUGCAUAACAAAACUACCAUAGGCUGGGCGGCUUAUGAACAGCAGAACUUUCUUCUCGUAGUUCUGGAGGCUUGAGUCCGAGAUCAGAAUGCGGGCAGAUAUGGUGUCUGGGGAGGGUGGUUCGUACAUGGCUGUCUUCGUCCUGUGUCCUCACGUGGCCGAGAGACAGCAAGGGACUCCGUGGGGUGUCUUUUAUAAGGACACUAGUCCCAUUCCUAAGGGCUCCAUCCUUCUGACCUACUCACCUCCUGAAGCCCCCACCUCCUUAUACCACCCAGAGUGGGAAUAAGGCUUCAGAAUGUGAAUGGGGUGAUGGGGGGGGGGCGGGGACACCAGUGUAUCCGUCUUUGAUCUGUUUACCUGAAGAGC
Molecule: messenger RNA, 3650 nt
Organism: Hyaena hyaena (striped hyena)
Lineage: Eukaryota; Metazoa; Chordata; Mammalia; Carnivora; Hyaenidae
Gene: ZNF333
Product: zinc finger protein 333
Exons: 11
Coding region: 94-2178 (694 amino acids)
Biological process (GO): regulation of transcription by RNA polymerase II
Cellular component (GO): nucleus
Molecular function (GO): RNA polymerase II cis-regulatory region sequence-specific DNA binding; DNA-binding transcription activator activity, RNA polymerase II-specific
Source: RefSeq, a predicted model, not a curated record